GUGUGUGUGUGUGUGUGUGUGUGUCACGUUGUGGAGGUCAGGUGUUGUAGCCCAGCAGCCUAAAAAUAUCAUGUUAAACACAGAGCCAGAGAGAGCAGCUACCAUUCCUGAUCUGUAUUUCAGCCUUCAUGCUUACUGCAGAGGGAGGUCUCUGUUGACACACACACACACACACGGUUCACACAUGUCCACUGAGGAAACGUUGAAACGCUGCUGGUCUGCGAUCCUGCUCAGGAACGGAUUUAAAGCUUUAAACAGUUACAAGAAAGAGCAGAGGUGAGCUAUGUCCUCCGGUGUAGUGAAGUCCAGAAGCAGGAACCCGUACACAGCGGUGCAGGUGGACCCAGACAGUGACUACAUCACACCCGGAACAUUAGACCUGGAGCAGCUGUUCUGGACCGGCACCGGGGCCGAGUAUGCACAUGUCAACCAGGUCUGGCCCAAUGUCUACAUCGGGGACGAGAAGACAGCUCUGGAGCGGCCCGGCCUGAGGGAUCUGGGUAUUACACAUGUCCUUAAUGCAGCAGAGGGGAAGUGGAACAAUGUGCUGACUGGCGUUGAGUACUACACUGACAUGGACAUCCAGUACUACGGUGUGGAGGCUGAUGACAAACCCACCUUCAACAUCUCCCAGUACUUCUGCUGUGCAACCCAGUUCAUCCACGAGGCCCUCAGUCACCCGCAGAACAAGGUGCUGGUGCACUGUGUGAUGGGUCGGAGCAGGUCAGCGACCCUGGUCUUGGCGUACCUGAUGAUGGAACGCGGGUUAACCGUGGUGGAUGCUGCUGAGCAUGUGCGACAGCGGCGCUGCAUCCUGCCCAACCACGGCUUCCUGAAACAGCUCAGAGCCCUGGACAUCACGCUACAAGAGGAGAGGCUGAGACAGAAAAGAGAGAUGCAACACCAAUAGUUCACAAUAGAUAAAUAAUACGCAUCUGUUUACUACUUCCAUUUGUCUUCUGAAUCCAUCUCAGGCAUACAAAAAUGUUCUUUAUGUUUCUCUAACUAUUGUAUCAUUAAAUUGUUUUGUUUUUCA
Molecule: messenger RNA, 1036 nt
Organism: Sebastes umbrosus (honeycomb rockfish)
Lineage: Eukaryota; Metazoa; Chordata; Actinopteri; Perciformes; Sebastidae
Product: dual specificity phosphatase DUPD1
Exons: 4
Coding region: 284-910 (208 amino acids)
Biological process (GO): negative regulation of MAPK cascade; protein dephosphorylation
Cellular component (GO): cytoplasm
Molecular function (GO): MAP kinase phosphatase activity; protein tyrosine/serine/threonine phosphatase activity
Source: RefSeq, a predicted model, not a curated record